AUGGGUUUAAAGACUCUGAUAUGUUUGGUGACAACCGCCAUUCUUGUCGUCCUUACUUUCUUCGCCAUUUAUAUAACCCGAGUGCUCCCCAGUAUCCAGUUACAAGAGUUCUACGUUCCCGCACUUAACACCACCACCGGAAAUCUCACCGCAACCAACAACACCAUUUACAUCAACCUCAGGCUCAAAAACAGGAAUCCGGCAACCGGCCUUCACUAUGAUCCACUUUAUCUCAACAUAUCCUUCAUUCCCAACGAAGACAGAAACAACACCAGCAUGAUCGCGUUAGGGGAAUACCGGAUGCGCGGUUUCUACCAAGGGAACGGGAAGGCGAAAAGCGUGAUGGGUGCGUUGAUGACGCGUGGUCUGCCGGUGGCGAGUAGCGGGUUUUUUAGGGUUGAGUUCUUUGGGAAGGUGAGAUACAAGUUAGUCGGGUACAGGAAGAGACACAAGAUGAAGUUGGCAGCAGAUGUGGACGUCGAUGAGAAAACCGGCAACAAAGUUGAAAACGAAGUGAUUAGAUUGGUGAAAUCCGGUGCUAAUUGGUAUAAAAAACGGCCAUCCAUCACGGUCGUGCCCGUUUCUAUGAUCUUGUUGGCCAUGCUUUUCAUUUAA
Molecule: messenger RNA, 615 nt
Organism: Cynara cardunculus var. scolymus (artichoke)
Lineage: Eukaryota; Viridiplantae; Streptophyta; Magnoliopsida; Asterales; Asteraceae
Product: protein NDR1-like
Exons: 1
Coding region: 1-615 (204 amino acids)
Biological process (GO): defense response to other organism
Source: RefSeq, a predicted model, not a curated record